AUGGCUACCGAAGAGGCGACUCGCCUGCGCGGCCUACAGGCCGAUGUGCGAAACCAAGAUGACCUCGAAAGAGACAUCACUCGGCAGGCCGAUAAGGCUCUGGCCGAAAAGGCGGAGGAAAAUGACAUCAAGCGGCUAGAGAAAGCCCUUGUGGAGCGGGAACGGGUCGGCUCGGAGAUCACCAAGGUGCAUCGGCGCCUUGGACAGCCCGUCGGGGCCGCCACUCGCCAUAGACAAGAGACUGAGCUGAAAAGGUUGGAAAUGCGCAAGGCGGAUUUGGGGAAGGACCUGAAGGAGAUACAAGACCGCAUUGAUGCACGACGUCAAUCACAGGAUAAUGCAACCGCACCGCAUGGGUCGGGGCGUUUGCCAAAUGAGUCUCGCCGCGACUAUCUUCUCCGAACCGGCAAGAUCACCCCGUUUGCAUUGAUGAACGAGGGUUCCAGAGACGGGCCCCUCGCUAACCUUCAAGAUGCCCUUAUCGAUACCGAAGAUCAGCAGAAUGAAGCUGAAGAGCGCGAACGAGCCAAGAAUCUGCCGGCUGUCUCCCAUCGCGAUCUUGCCCGUCCAGACCUUGACUUCGAAACAGUUGCGCCACCCAAACGAAGAAAACUGGAUCGCCCCAGCUCUCCAGGGGCUGACUCCUCUGCGAGCUAUGUAGCCUCCGAUGAGGGUCACGUUACAUCGGAAGAUGAAGAGUUCAUGCCUGAUACUCUGCCUGACACCAAGUCAAGUCGUAAGCGCAAACCGGUCAAGGGAAAAGUGAAGAACCAACUCGAGGAUCUGAGCGGAGUUGAUGAUGGCAACGAGACUGUUUAUCAGGCUCGACUCCAGGAGUGGAUCAGUCGUCGAAGCACUGCUAGAAAGAACGCUGAGAAUUAUUCCAUCGAAGACGAUUCGCCUGAACAAGAGGAGUGGCUCAAGCCUCAUCCUACUGAACCAGCCAUGGAACUUGACAAUGGCUUGCGUGUUCCUGGAGACAUCAGUCGCUUUCUCUUCCCUUAUCAGAAGACCGGUGUCCAAUGGCUUUGGGAGUUGCACCAACAAUCCGUUGGCGGUAUCAUCGGCGAUGAGAUGGGACUAGGGAAAACAAUCCAAGCAAUCGCAUAUCUUGCAUCAUUGCAUCACAGCCAGAAACUCACCAAGCCGGCCAUCAUAGUUUGCCCUGCAACUCUCAUGAAGCAAUGGGUGAAUGAGUUCCAUCGCUGGUGGCCAGCCUUCCGGGUCUCAAUCCUACAUUCGUCCGGCAGCGGAAUGAUAAACCUUGGCAAAGAAAGUAGUCGAGAGAAUGCGCUCACAUCAGAAAUGAUGGGCAGCUAUGGCUCUCGGCACCUAUCUGCUGGCCAGAAGGCAGCGAAGAAAAUCAUCAAACGAGUCAUCGAGGAAGGGCAUAUUCUCGUAACUACUUACUCUGGGCUUCAAUCUUAUGCAGACACUCUGGUUGAUGUCGACUGGGACUGUGCUAUCCUCGAUGAGGGCCACAAAAUUCGCAACCCAGACGCUGGUAUCACUUUCAGUUGCAAGGAACUCCGUACUCCCCACCGCAUCAUCCUCUCUGGAACUCCCAUGCAGAAUAGUCUGGUCGACCUAUGGUCCUUAUUUGACUUCGUUUUCCCAAUGCGUCUUGGCAAUUUGGUCACAUUCAAGAACCAAUUUGAGAAUCCCAUCCGCCAGGGUGGGUAUGCAUCUGCAUCCAAUCUCCAAGUACAGACAGCUGCGAAAUGCGCGGAAACUCUCAAAGAUGCCAUCAGUCCAUACCUUCUCCAACGGUUCAAAGCCGAUGUGACAUCCGACUUGCCGCAGAAAAGCGAACAGGUCAUUUUCUGCAAAUUGACCCAACUCCAGCGAAGCAUCUACAAAAGAUUUUUAAACUCCGAUGAUAUGGCCUCCAUUGUCAGGGGUAAGAGGAACUCGUUAUAUGGAAUUGAUAUUUUGCGCAAGAUCUGCAACCAUCCAGACUUGGGAGACCACACUCUGCGGUCUCACGACUCAGACUAUGGUGAUAGCUCAAGGUCCGGCAAGAUGCAGGUGUUGAAAGAACUGCUUGAGGUCUGGAGAGAUACCGGCCACAAAACCCUGCUCUUUUCACAGGGCCGUCUGACGCUGGACAUCAUUGAAAAAUUCCUUGGGACGCUAGGUGGUUUCAAUUACCGUCGGAUGGAUGGCACUACUCCAAUCAAGGAGCGCCAGUCCAUGGUUGACGAAUUCAACAAUGAUCCCGACCUCCAUGUCUUUUUGCUCACCACGCGUGUGGGUGGAAUUGGAGUGAACUUGACAGGUGCUGACCGUGUCAUUAUCUACGAUCCCGAUUGGAAUCCGUCGACCGACUUGCAGGCGCGUGAGCGUGCUUGGAGACUGGGUCAAAAGCGGGAUGUUACCAUCUUCCGCCUGAUGACCAAGGGUACCAUUGAAGAGAAGAUCUACCAUCGACAGAUCUUCAAGCAAUUCUUGACCAACAAGAUCACUCGCGAUCCUCAUCAACGCGAAGGUUUCCAGCUGAGCGAUCUCUACGAUCUGUUCACGCUUGAAGAAGAUGACGACAAGGAACUAGAGACAACCAAGCUUUUCAAAAACGCCGAAGUCACUUACCAGGAAGAGUCCAAAGACUCCGGUGACAAGAAGGGUAAAUCUGCCGUGAAACCCAAGGAAGAAGACAUCAAUGAACUCCAGGGUGUCGCAAAGGUGGAAGAAUUCAAGAACACAGAAGAAGAAGACAAGAACGCCAAAACCUCCGAGGACCGCAUCAUGCAUGGAAUCUUCGCCCGUUCGGGCGUGCACUCCGCCCUCGAGCACGAUCAAAUUGUCAACGGCAAGCGAGUCAUUCGCGCAGACCCCAAACUCAUCGAGGCCGAAGCACGCCGUAUCGCCAACGAAGCUGCGGAGGAACUCCGAAAAGCCGAACAAACGGCUCGCACCCUUCCAAUCGGACUCCCCACUUGGACCGGACAGUUCGGUAUGGGUGGCCGCCCUCAGAACGGAGGUAGUUCCGCCCGACCCAGGGGAGCAGGACCUUCAUCCAGCUCCCUGUUGGAAAGACUGAAUCCUGCUGCUGCGCCCGCAGAUACCAGCUCUUCAUCUUCAUCGACGCGCAUGCCCCGUGGCAAAGACUUUAUGCCUCUGAUCCGUGAUUACCUCGCUUCUCGACGUGGGCCCACUGUCACCAAGAUGAUUGUGGAUCACUUCACCCAUUACUGUAACAAUGCUCAGCGUGUGGCCGAGUUCCAGGAGAUGCUGAAGAAGGUUGCCACCCUCACUCGUGGUCGUGAUGGUCGGGGACUUUGGACUCUCAAACCUGAGUUUGCUAAAGAUAGCAAUGCUCGGGGAAGAUGA
This is a messenger RNA of Penicillium soppii, 3330 nucleotides long. RefSeq names its product DNA-dependent ATPase RAD26. Gene Ontology annotation, molecular function: ATP-dependent chromatin remodeler activity; ATP binding. Lineage: Eukaryota; Fungi; Ascomycota; Eurotiomycetes; Eurotiales; Aspergillaceae. The transcript is spliced from 3 exons. Bases 1 to 3330 code for a protein of 1109 amino acids. Gene Ontology annotation, cellular component: nucleus. The record is from RefSeq and is a predicted model, not a curated record. Gene Ontology annotation, biological process: transcription-coupled nucleotide-excision repair.